AAGUUGACGUCUGCUGCUGUCGUAAAUACGCCAAGAUGUCUCUGACCGAGAAGCUUAUGACUUAGCUUGAAAGCUAACGAAUUAAUUUAGUUUUAGACUUUAUUUUUUUCCCCCCAUUUGUUUCAUUUUAUGAUUUGGACGGUUUAUUAGAUGGGGUCCAGGAGCUUACCAUGAAACUCCGGGUGCAGAAUGACAGGAGUGAUACCAGAAGAGUUUUGAAACUGAGGGAGUCUCCAAUGGUAAUGCAGCCUGAUUCAAGUGAGCGAGGUGCUCAUGCAGGAAAUGGUAUAACCCUGACUCUGCAGCCAGAGCUCGUCGCUGGCAGUGCCGCCCACACGGAGAGUAGUGAGGUGCGGGUGACCAUGACCGGCGGGCCUGGGGAGUCCAGCGGAGGGGCAUCGUCCAGAAGAUCCCGAGCGAAUUCCCACAGCCACUCCCAUUCACAUUCACACGGACACACUCGGCCGCAGCACCACUUGCACUCAGAGCCUGAACUCGACGCGGCUGAGUCCGAGCUGGACUCCGGGGAACCCAGCACCUCCUUCUCUGAGCUUCGCUACCUCUUCCGCUGGCUCCAGAAGAGUCUUCCUUUCCUAGUCAUCCUUUGUGCUAAACUGGUCAUCCAACAUGCUCUCGGUUUAGCAGUUGGGGUUGGCCUCUUCACAACUUUUCUGUAUGUGAAUAGAAACAUUCAAACUCAAGUCUUUCUUCAGGAUCGUCACUCAAAGCUGCAGUGCAUAUGGUUGCUACUCUUCCUGAUUUCCUCCACCCUCCUGCUUUACUACACCUUUCUCACUGAGACACUUUACUGUUGCCUCAUCUUCCUCAGCCCAACCAUUGAGCCCUUGGGUUUCUGGGAGGUUCUAUGGGCAGUUGGCAUCACCAACUUUGUAAUUAAGUUCUUCUUUAUGGGGAUUAAGUGCCUUAUUCUGCUGCUGCCCUCUUCACUAGUGACCUACAGAACCCAGGGGCGGUGGCUGAUGCUGUCUGAGGAGCUGGGUCAGGUGCACCAGGCCAUGGCUCCUGUCCCACUCUGGUUCCGCUACCUGGUCACCUACCAGGAAGGGGACAGCACCCCUGGGUUCACCAUGGGUGCUAGUGUCCUGCUGGCUUUGGUCUACCUCAUACUGAAGCUUUUAGGAUUAUACGCACAUUGUACAUCAGUACUGAAAACUGUGAGGAUAUUUCUCAAGGGCGAGCAUACGGGCACAGCGGCCACCAGGAGCCAGUGCAGCGAGGCUGGAGACGUCUGCCCUAUCUGUCAGGGAGAGUACCGGGAGCCUCGGGCCCUGCUCUGUCAGCAUAUAUUCUGUGACGAAUGCAUCGCUCUGUGGUUUAACCGGGAGAAGAGCUGCCCUCUCUGCCGGACUGUGAUCACAGAGAAGGUCUACAAAUGGAGGGACGGCGCCACGUCUCCCCACCUGCAGAUCUAUUGACUGAAUGGAAGGAAGAGACGGGGAGUUUGGGUUUGGGACGUAAUUGAUGCAUCUUUGAUAUGUGAGUUGAUGUGGCUGACAAACCCCAUUGACACAUCAUGUUGUCCACACUGUUCCUCUAUUAGUAAAGGGCUGUGCCCACUACUGGCUAAGGUCAGCAAGGACACCUCACUUGCACCUUGGUAUGCUCUGGUUAAUAAUGUACCAGGAAGUUUCUUUGUCACACUUAGUGACAACUCAAAGUUGGGUUUCUGCAUGCCCUCUCAUGUUGUUUUGUUUUGCUCUUUCCUUUUUUUGUCACGUUGCAUUGUUCACCUUUUAUUUUGUCCAUAGAGGAACAAGUACAAACUGUCCUUGUGGGACAGGAAAUUCCCAGUGUUUCUACUACUUGUAAAUAUGGGCGGAUAUGACAAAUAUAUUAAAAACUGGUAUUUUAGUCAGAUUUCUCCACACUCUUAAGUUGGAUCAGAUGUGAACCACAUGAAAUCUUGUUUUGCUCAGUGUUUCUAAAUGUGUGGUACUUACCGACACUUGAGUCUGAACUGUAACUAUAACGGUGUAUUUGCAGAGGUAAGCAUCCACACAACCUCAGCAGUCUGUGCAUGCUGACCUCAUGGGUGCUCUAAGAAUGACACAUGUUAUGGAUAAAUAAUUUGUUUUUUCAGACUUUUAUGCUUUCAGUUUUUGGUGAUUGCUUUUGGUGAUUGCUUGCAAUUGAGAAAAAGGAUGCAACAGAGCUUGGGAUAUUAAUUUGAUCCACACAUAAAUUAUUUUUCUAUUGAGGUGGUGAAGCCUCCUUUUUGUAAAAACCAAAGAGAGGGAGAAUCAUCUAUUUUAUUACAUAAUAUGUACUGAAACCAUUUCACACUGUUUUUUCAAUUAUUUUUGUCCUUUCAGAUCCACAAACUAUCUGAAUAAAGAUAUAUACAAGUGA
Molecule: messenger RNA, 2370 nt
Organism: Myripristis murdjan (pinecone soldierfish)
Lineage: Eukaryota; Metazoa; Chordata; Actinopteri; Holocentriformes; Holocentridae
Gene: rnft1
Product: ring finger protein, transmembrane 1
Exons: 9
Coding region: 171-1436 (421 amino acids)
Biological process (GO): positive regulation of ERAD pathway
Cellular component (GO): endoplasmic reticulum
Molecular function (GO): ubiquitin protein ligase activity
Source: RefSeq, a predicted model, not a curated record